Dalotia coriaria is the source of this 1009-nucleotide messenger RNA. RefSeq lists its product as uncharacterized. The transcript is spliced from 2 exons. The coding region runs from base 143 to 892 and encodes 249 amino acids. The record is from RefSeq and is a predicted model, not a curated record. NCBI's taxonomy places the organism in Eukaryota, Metazoa, Arthropoda, Insecta, Coleoptera, Staphylinidae.
CAGGGUUGUAUUAUUGUUUUGGUUGUUUGCUAUACGCGUCUCACCAUGCCUCGUGGCGUUUAAGAUGAAAACAUAACCUACAAAUAUUUUGAAGUGUUAAUUCUGUUAAACAACUUUGUUGAAUUUAUAAAUUUAAACAGCGAUGGCAAAACAAAAGACAAACGAGUUUGAUUCGAUUCAGACAUAUGACGAAUAUCAAGAGUCCUUGAAUUUGAAACAAACGUAUGAACGUGAUACUGCGAAUACUGCGUUCAUAAAACCUCUUGCGGUAACUUCGAAACCAAAUAUAAAUAUUCCCCAAGUGGUUAUUAGGCCAACAAGCACUGGUCCUCUACAAGAACCGAAGACAAUAGAAGUAGAUUACGACCAUCUUAACAUAUCAUCGUUCGUGGUCAACAAGAACAAGAUGGCGGCGAAAAAAAGAUUAGGCCUUAAGAAGAGGCGUUUAUACAGCAGCCCAGAGCUGAAUUCAAGCCCAGUUUUACCUCUUGAUACCAUAGCAGAUGAAACUGCACUACCUGUACAACAAGAGAAUACAUCGAAACUUUCAAAGCAUAAGAAACUUGCAGCAAUUUCCGAAGAAACUGUCAAUACCAUUAACAACGCUUCUAUAGAUUCGAGAGAUUCUUUUGCUGGUCAUAAGUUUCAACCAACAGUUGGCAGUACACCUCUGGUCGAAGUAGAAGCACAACCUAAGACGACAACACGAGUUAAAAGACCACGAAAACCAUGCAUAAUUGAGGAAGAUUCAGAUGAUAGUGACAGUGACAGCAAGGAAAGACAACAAGAAGUUAUUGAUUACUUCUGGCAGAAAAUUGGGAAGUUAAGACGCAGCGUUAAUAAACUCACCGAAAAGGUAAACGCUCACGUUGCGCAAAGCAACCGCCAAUAACCUAACCGCAAAUAAUUCACUUCUUCAUCUUUUUUUGAUUAACUUGUUUAACUUUAAUUUCUUCAACUUUAUCUUUGGGUGUAUACUUAACAAUAUACAGCGCCUUUAUUUCUUCAA